This is a messenger RNA of Thalassophryne amazonica, 1384 nucleotides long. Its product is annotated as NF-kappa-B inhibitor alpha-like. Bases 53 to 979 code for a protein of 308 amino acids. Gene Ontology annotation, molecular function: protein binding. The record is from RefSeq and is a predicted model, not a curated record. The transcript is spliced from 6 exons. NCBI's taxonomy places the organism in Eukaryota, Metazoa, Chordata, Actinopteri, Batrachoidiformes, Batrachoididae.
CUCCUCUCACAGCAGCAUUCUGAACUCAGCCUCGGACGCAUACACACACACCAUGGACGCACACGGAGUGUCGAAACGCAACCAGAUGGAUUACAAACCGGGCAACAUGGAGCCAAAACAGGGAAAAAUGCUCCCAUGCAUGGAAGACCGCUUUGACAGCGGCUUGGAUUCGCUAAAAGACGACGAUCUGGUGAACGACUUCGAAGACAUGACUGUGACUACGAAAGAGGAGUUUCCAAAGGAGUACGAGCCCUGGAGGAGCGCCGUGACGGAAGAUGGCGACACGCUUCUCCACUUGGCCAUCAUUCAUGAAGCUCACGAACAUGCCCUCCAGAUGAUCCGACUCUCUCACAAACACCCCUUCCUAAACAUUCAGAACCACCAGAGACAGACUGCACUCCACCUCGCAGUGAUCACAGAGCAGCCCCAGCUGGUGGAGAAGCUCCUGAAGGCCGGAUGUGACCCGCAGCUGGCCGAUAACAGUGGAAACACGGCUCUCCACAUCGCCUGCAAAAGAGGCUCACUCGCUUGCUUCAGCGUCAUCACGCAGAACUGCCAGCAUCAUCUCGCUUCCGUCAUUGCCUUCCCCAACUACAGUGGACAUAACUGUCUCCACCUGGCAUGCAUUAAUGGCUACAUCUCAUUGGUGGAAAACAUGGUUCAGCUUGGUGCAAACAUAAAUGCACAGGAACAGUGCAGUGGACGGACAGCACUCCACCUCGCUGUGGACCUCCAGAACCCAACACUGGUCCGUCGUCUACUGGACCUGGGUGCUGACGUCAACAGCCUGACGUACGGUGGCUUCACGCCAUAUCACCUAACCUACGGGCGCCAUAACGAAGAGAUCCGCUCACAGCUAUAUGAGAGGACGGCGCAGGAAAUGAGGGCGCUUCCUGAAAGCGAUUCAGAUGACUGCGACAUGGAAGACCAGAGCAUCUCUGAUGAUGAGAUGUAUGACGACAUAAAGUUCGGGAAGUAAGAAGAAAAUCCCCUCUACUGGUGGCGUAAAUGAACAGUGAAGCUGCUACUGGGAUUCCCAGCAGGGCCAAGUGGUGCACCUCCAGUUCAGGAAGUUCACAGGUGCCGCCCGGAAGUGUGGAGCUGGUCCUGAGAUCUCAUUCAGGAAUGAAGAUGGCGCCAAGUCAGGGUCACUGAACUUGUGAUUUUUUUUUUGGGGGGGGGAAAUGCCACCCAAGAGAUCCAGAACCACAACACGGCAACACCUCUGCAGCCCUCCUCCAUAUAAACUAUAUACUGCUGUGUAUAUAUAAAUCAUGUAAGAUAAUGUAAAUAAAGAGAUUUUUGUACCUGUAAAUAUGCUGUGUGAAUUUAAACACUAUUAAGAAAAGACAUUUGGGGAAUAAAGAGAAAUCUAAAUAUAAAA